This is a messenger RNA of Betta splendens (Siamese fighting fish), 1940 nucleotides long. Its product is annotated as ALK and LTK ligand 2-like. NCBI's taxonomy places the organism in Eukaryota, Metazoa, Chordata, Actinopteri, Anabantiformes, Osphronemidae. Gene Ontology annotation, molecular function: receptor tyrosine kinase binding; receptor signaling protein tyrosine kinase activator activity. The coding region runs from base 850 to 1326 and encodes 158 amino acids. Gene Ontology annotation, biological process: positive regulation of ERK1 and ERK2 cascade; positive regulation of ERK5 cascade. The record is from RefSeq and is a predicted model, not a curated record. The transcript has 5 exons.
AGGGAACCCACUGCACGCCCAGGCUUAAAAGACAAAGUUUUAGCGGCUACAGUGGACACAAAGCCCGUGGAAACGUCAAGUCCACUUACCAAGAACGCGCAGGACCUUUUAGAAAUCCUGCUAAUUAAUUUUCAUAGAAUCAUCCCCAAACGGUAAUUGUGCUUCAGUUCCCAUGACGGAUGUAAAGCCACAAUGGCUCUAAAUGGAGGGGGAUAUGGGAGCGUUUCCACUAAGAUGUCGGCAUCUGCGCUGCGCGCUGGGCUGAUUGGGAAUUUCAGUGGAAGUAUUAGGAAGGAAAACGCUUCCUGUAACCGCGUAUCGCACAGAUAAAUGGAGUAACGCAGAGGAGGGAGGCGCAGAAAACUUGACACGGCGCUCGAGUGAUGGUCAGGCAACUCGCGUGGACUUGACGCGUCCCGUUAUCACCACAGACGGUGCGGAGGAACCCAGGGGGGACAGGUCACAGAAUAAAAAGUGGGGCGAGGAGAGGACUGAGCUGCUGCUCCGGCGAGGACGCACGCGGGUCCCUCAGCUGCGGGUUCACUCUCCCCUCGCAGUCGGUGCGCGUUCGGCUCGGCGAUGACUGCAGAGACUCGGCGACUGCUCCUGUGACUGCACAAGUUUUGCUUUUGUAACGAUUUUAAAAAGGGAACUGGAAUUUAGGAGCGGAGCGACGCGGGGACCUACAAUAAAGUUGUGCAGACUUCUUUAUUUCUCUUUCCACCCUGGACUCACGGGACGUAUUCACGCAACGUUGAAGAGGCUCCAGAGGCUCGGAGGUGCGCGGCCACACGUUUCCCCCAGAGCAGCGCGUUUGAGGCUCCCCGUCUUCCGCGCUCACCCAGAGUAAUGCGGCAAUCGCGCCAACGCGCCACCAUGGGACUGCUGCUGUUGAUGUGCACGCUGAGCGGCCACUGCGGCCAGGGCGCGCCCUCGGCGGCGGCGCCGGCGGGCGGGCGCGCGCACGCGGACCUGAGGCGCGUGGUGGAGAUCGUGAAGCACGUGGAGGGCGGCCGCGGCCGCCACGGCGCGAGGACCGCGGCGCCGCUGACGACGCGGGCGAGGACGUCUCUGGCGGCGGACUUGCGCAACGCGAGGACGGCGAGCAGAGCGGACGAUACUGUGGUCAUAAUCCCAAGAGACGCCAGAAAGAAGGAGAAGUUUCUGAAGCACAUAACAGGCCCGCUCUACUUCAGCCCCAAGUGCAGGAAGGACGUGUACAGACUGUAUCACCACACCAGAGACUGCACGAUACCUGCAUACUUCAAGAGGUGCGCGCGGCUCCUCACCCGGCUAGCCGGCAGCCCACAGUGCACGGAGGGGUAGCGCACGAGGUACGGGAGCCGCCGUCGCUGUCCAUUCAGGUGUGGAGCUGUGUCUGUGGUGGAGCUGGAGCUGUAGUGAUGCACACGAGCUGCAGCAGCAGCAGCAGCAGCAGAGCAAGAGAAGCCGGGGCCAAAUCAAGUUUCGUCUCAGCUCCUUUUUGGAAAGGGAACUGUUUUUUCAGGUACUGCCAAGUAGGGGGGGAGCGCUGAAUUACACUUCCUUGCUUUUGCAGAUCGAAGCCAAACAAGUUCUCCAGAAGAAAUAGAAAAAAAAAGUUGGGAAAAAAGUGCCUUGGACAGUGAGCGGGAAGCUGAAAAUACUCCAACCAUCCCCAGCCGCCAUUAGGCACAGCAUCGUCCUCCACUGAAGCCGGUUCUGCCACGGCGUGGAUCACCGCCACCCGCCGCUUUGGACGAGGGAGCAACCCGGCAGAACCAGAACCAGAACCAGGACAAGGAUGGGAGGUGAGAAGAAAGCGAGACGUGGAGCAGGAAAACAAACAAGCAGCUCAGAGGAAAAAAAAAAAAAGAAAACUGGACUUGGUUUUUCCUGAUGGAAUAUCCAAAAAUAUGUUGCUAAAAAAAGGGAUUGCUUUUCUUUAUUUUGUUCAUUUC